Amphibalanus amphitrite is the source of this 3199-nucleotide messenger RNA. RefSeq lists its product as uncharacterized. Bases 209 to 2860 code for a protein of 883 amino acids. The transcript is spliced from 5 exons. The record is from RefSeq and is a predicted model, not a curated record. Gene Ontology annotation, molecular function: DNA binding. NCBI's taxonomy places the organism in Eukaryota, Metazoa, Arthropoda, Thecostraca, Balanomorpha, Balanidae. Gene Ontology annotation, biological process: DNA integration; DNA recombination.
GGCCUCCGCUCAGCCGGAUGGCGCCGUCUCGCCGGCCUCCGCUCAGCCGGAUGGCGCCGUCUCGCCGGCCUCCGCUCAGCCGGAUGGCGCCGUCUCGCCGGCCUCCGCUCAGCCGGAUGGCGCCGUCUCGCCGGCCUCCGCUCAGACGGAUUGCGCUGCUCCGCCGGCCUCCGCUCAGCCUGGUUCCUCCCGAUCGGUCGCCAGGCCCAUGGAUCAAGGCACGGACGCGCCGCGCGCCGCCGCCGCCCUGUGCCCUAAGUGGCCUGGUUUCAGUACUUCAGAGCUGCCGACCCGUGACGCGAGCGUGGACGAAGAUGUUCGUACACCUCCACUGGGAUGUCACCGAACCAGAACCAGGCUCAGCAGGCCGUCAGCUGAGGUCCACCCGGCGAGCCGCCCAUCAGAUCAUGAUUUUGGAUUGGACGAUACAGUGUCUGUGGACGAAUCGAUGAUGGAUGAGUUCGUCAGUUCUAGGCCUCAGCGUGCGACAUUGGUGAGGAGUACGACAUUCGGAGGAGGUGGACCGGAGCUGAGUUCGGAUGAAGAAGGCUCUGCGUGCGACGAUCCUGCCGAUUCACCGUACUCUCCAUCAGAGUCGUCAGGAUCAGAGUCAUUGCUGGCUGAGACCUCUCCCAUGCGCGGAUCAGAUUCCCUUUCGGUUCUGUCGGAUGUCGUUCCACCGUCAACCAGCUCGAACCUGAAUGCAGCGCACUAUCCUGGUCUUGAACCUUCAGUCGCAUCAUCCAGCAACACUACGCGAAGGCGGUGGGAUAGACGUAAUAUAUGUCCCUACUGCGACGUGCCGCAAGCCAAAUUCGCCCGGCACCUACAAACGCGUCACAAAAAGGAACUCAAGGUGCAAGAGAUACUCUCAAAGGAGAAAGGCUCCAGUGAACGCAGAGCGGCAUUCAAAGCACUGAAACAAGAGGGUAACUAUUCGCACAACGUGGCCGUACGAUGCGGCAGGAAAAAAGGACACAUCAUCCCUUGUAACAGGACCACACGCGGGAAGCGUCGGUCUGCGCAUGACUUUCUCCCUUGCGAUCUCUGCAAAGGUUUUUACAAUCGGAAAACCCUAUGGCGCCACAAGCGCGCUUGUGCUGCGACGCGCGGCGUAGAUGUUUCAGUGAGAAACAUCCAAGCCAGUGCAUUGGAUCAGUUGCCUACUCCACCCGGAGAGUCCCAUCGCUUGACGAAGGUCUUCAACACGAUGAGGACGGAUGAGGUAACGUUGUUGUGCCGGUCCGAUCCGACGAUACGAGCGUUCGGUGAGAAGCUGCUGAUGCGGCUGGGUCAGGAACUCCACCAGCAGAGACACAUAAGUCAGAAGAUGCGCGAACUUGGGAGACUUCUUAUUGUCCUGAAGAAAACCCAGGAUGUCCCUCUCCGGGACUUCUUUUGCCCGGCGCAGUUCGGGGUGAUCACGGAGGCUGUACGCGAAGUUUGCUGCUACGGCGACCGCAGUGUGGCAAAACCGUCUCUUGCCCUGAAGCUGGGUCAUUCCGUGAAAAAAUGUGCAGAGAUCACUCUGGCAACGGCGCUGGAAAGGGGAGACAACCCGGAGUCGUUGGAACAGUUCAUACGACUGCAUCACUUGGAGUGGACGGACAGGGUGUCCAGACCCGCCCUGUGGACCCUGAAAGAUGGGGCGUGGAACAAGCCGUGUCUGAUCCCCAUAGCGGAAGACAUAAAAAAACUACAAAACUGCCUCGUAACUGAAAUGGACGCCGCGCAGAAGAACUUGAAAGAAAACGGGAGCGAGGCAACGUACAAAGGACUAGCUGAGGUACUUCUGGCGAGAGUCAUCCUCUUCAACAGGAGGCGGCAGGGCGAAGCGGGGCGGAUGACCAUCGAUGAUUGGGAGCACAGUAUGAGCUCUGUGGAAAACGUCCCACCAGGUCUGGCGGACUGCCUGAGUCCACUAGAACGGCAUCUCGGAUCUAGCCUCAAGAGGGUCAUGGUUCGGGGUAAGCGUCGUAGGGGUGUCCCGAUCCUACUGACGAGAGAAAUGGUGGAGGCUCUAGAACUUCUGCUCUCGAAGCGUCAAGAGCUGGGAGUAACUGGGCCUUACGUUUUUGCCAGUGGCCCCAGCAUGCGCCCACUGAGAGGCUGCGACAGCCUCAGAAAAUACGUGCAGGCUUGUGGCGCCCAGUGCCCCAAGACACUGACUUCCGGAGCUCUCCGCAAGCACGUCGCCACAAUGGCACAGCUGCUCAACCUGCGAGAAAAUGAAAUCGACCAACUCGCUGCCUUUAUGGGGCAUGACAUACGCGUGCACCGAGAAUACUACAGACUACCUGACGCUACCACGCAGGUAGCAAAGCUCAGCAAGAUGCUUCUACUGAUGGAGAGUGGAAAACUGCAACGUAUGCAGGGCAAAAACCUGGACGAACUAGAUGUGGCGCUUUCAGACGAGGGCAACGAUGGCGCUUCGACCGACUCAGUGGAAAGCGGUGAUUCUGACGUCACAGAUCGCAAUAGCGAUUCCGAAGAGCUCGAAGGACUUCCUGGGCCUUCAAGGAACAGACAGGCGUCUGGCGACGGGCGAACACCAGCUGACGUGCCGCCUGGGCCUUCAAGAAAGAGACAGACGUUCGGCGACGGGCGGGCACCGCCUGACCUGCCGCCAGUCUCAACCAGGCGUGGGACGGCGCGGAAGAGGAGAAUGUGGAGCGCGCUGGAGAAGGCGGCUGUAAAGAGGAGCUGCGCGAAAUACAUCCUACAUCUUAAGGUGCCGGGCCAGGCUGAAUGCUUAAAAGCGAUCAGUGAGGAGCCGCACCUCAAGGAAAGGACGUGGCGGGAUGUAAAGUAUCACGUCUACAACUUGAUCGUGGCCAGCAAAAGGAAAGCGUCCACAUAAACACGUCGCGCAGUUCGCGUAAACGUCGCAGUUACGUUCACAUGUUUCUGUUUUUUUUUUGGGGGGGGAGUAAGUUAUCGUGCGCCCAGUUUCGCGCUGAUGUGGCAUUGAAGCGUCGUGCCAAUAAGGCUCCAGUUUGUUAUGCGUUAACUGUUUAUGGUGACGUCAUUGGUUUCACAGACAGUUCUCAUAAACGUCGCACAGACAGUUCGCGUAAACGCCGCAGUUACGUUCACAUGUCUCUGUUUUUUUUGGGGGGGGGGUAAGUUAUCGUGCGCCCAGUUUCGCGCUGAUGUGGCAUUGAAGCGUUGUGCCAAUAAAGCUCCAGUUUGUUAUGCG